Molecule: messenger RNA, 1042 nt
Organism: Fragaria vesca subsp. vesca
Lineage: Eukaryota; Viridiplantae; Streptophyta; Magnoliopsida; Rosales; Rosaceae
Product: 60S ribosomal protein L18a-1-like
Exons: 6
Coding region: 247-672 (141 amino acids)
Source: RefSeq, a predicted model, not a curated record
AGAGAGAGAGACAGACAAGAAGGGGAGUCAAUUUGGUUGAGCUCUCAGUGGUUUAAUGUUGAAGGAAGCCUUUGCUUGACAUGUAGAAGACCCCUCUCAAAUACCCCGAAAAAGACGCUUUCUUUUUGCGUCUUCUACUUCGAUCUCUGUACACAGCUCUUUAGAAUUCUCAAAUCCCAGGUAUAUUGAGGUGUGGCAAAGAAAGUCGGCACUUUUGAAUCUUCAAGUUCAUCAGCUCUAGCAAAUAUGGAUCAAAAAUUUAUUGCUGUUGCAGAAGGUUCGUCAGAAGAUUUGAGAACCGACGUUGAGUUAGUGAGAUCAUCCUCUGAAAAGCAACUUUUGAGACCAUCAGCUCGAUAUUAUUCAGUUUUUAAAGGGCAAGCAACAGAUGUGGAUCCUGAAAAAGGAAGAUACACCCUUAUUAAAGAUGCAGAGGACUUCCCAUCAGGAAUAUACGAGAAACAGCUUCCAUGCUUUGGCUGUGGGAUAGGAUGGUUUUCAUUUCUUUUAGGCUUUGCCUUCCCAUUGAUGUGGUACUAUGCUACGGUUCUCUACUUUGGAAAUUACUAUCGCAAAGAUCCUAGGGAGCGAGCUGGACUCGCAGCCUCUGCAAUUUGUGCACUGGUUUGUUCUGUUGUGUUGGUGGUCAUACUACUGUUUCUGAUAUUCUAGCCUUGCGUAAUACAAUUCAAAGUGUCUUCGGAGGUCUUGGCAAGCAUUUAGAAAGCAUUGUUGGAUUGGAAAGGAGUGUAUAGACAUGGAGGCUAAAACUUUUGCAUAGAAAGGAAGGAAAAAGAAACUGGAGAACAGAUAUACUCUUACUUGGCAAUUCUUCAGAUGUCUAUUCUUCAUAUGGAUCAACCAUAUUCAUAUUUUCUUUUUGUUUUAUCAAGUGGAUGAAGAGAAACUAUGUUUAUAAACAUUGUAAUUACACAGAAUUUUAUAGUGGUAAUAUAGAGCUGUGGGAAAGUCCAGGCCUUUUGUUCAAUUUGCUGUUCUCCAGGAAUUGAGUUGGUUCUGCUGAAUACAUACCAUCUUUAAA